CGCCAUGGACGCGGCGGCGCUGGAACGGGAUGCUGUGCAGUUCGCGCGGCUGGCGGUGCAGCGCGACCACGAAGGCCGCUACUCAGAGGCGGUGUUUUACUACAAGGAAGCUGCACAAGCUUUAAUUUAUGCUGAGAUGGCAGGAUCAAGCCUAGAACACAUUCAAGAAAAAAUAAAUGAAUAUCUGGAAAGAGUGCAGGCUCUACAUUCAGCAGUUCAGUCAAAGAGUGCGGAUCCUUUGAAAUCAAAACAUCAGUUGGACUUAGAACGGGCUCAUUUCCUUGUUACGCAAGCUUUUGACGAAGAUGAAAAAGGGAAUGUUGAAGAUGCUAUAGAAUUGUAUACAGAAGCUGUAGAUCUCUGUCUGAAAACUUCUUAUGAAACUGCUGAUAAAACUCUGCAAAAUAAACUGAAACAGUUGGCUCGACAAGCACUAGACAGAGCGGAAGCAUUGAGUGAGCCUUUAACAAAGCCAUUAUGCAAAGUCAAGGCAACGAAUAUUAAACCAAAGCCACCUCCAACAAGAACACAUUUUCCUCUAGGAACUAAUCCCUUCCAGGAAAGACCUCAGCCGUUUAUAAGUCCACAGUCAUGUGAUGCACAAGGACAGAGAUAUACAGCAGAAGAAAUAGAAGUUCUCAGAACAACAUCAAAAAUAAAUGGUAUAGAAUAUGUUCCUUUCAUGAAUAUUGAUCUGCGGGAACGUUUUGCCUAUCCAAUGCCUUUCUGUGAUAGAUGUGGCAAGCUACCAUUAUCACCUAAACAGAAAGCUAUGUUUUCUAAGUGGGUGCGACCAGAAGAUCUGACCAACAAUCCUACGAUGAUUUAUACUGUGUCCAGUUUCAGCAUAAAGCAGACAAUAGUGUCAGAUUGUUCCUUUGUGGCAUCACUGGCUAUCAGUGCAGCUUAUGAAAGACGAUUUAAUAAGAAGUUGAUUACCAGCAUCAUUUACCCUCAGAAUAAGGAUGGUGAGCCAGAGUACAAUCCAUGUGGAAAGUAUAUGGUAAAACUUCACCUCAAUGGUGUCCCUAGAAAGGUGAUAAUUGAUGACCAGUUACCCGUUGAUCAUAAGGGAGAGUUGCUGUGUUCUUACUCUAACAACAAAAGCGAACUGUGGGUUUCUCUCAUAGAAAAAGCAUACAUGAAAGUCAUGGGAGGAUAUGAUUUCCCAGGGUCCAAUUCAAAUAUUGAUCUUCAUGCACUGACUGGGUGGAUACCAGAAAGGAUCGCCAUGCAUUCAGAUAGUCAGUCUUUCAGUAAGGAUAAUUCUUUCCGGAUGCUUUAUCAAAGGUUUCACAAAGGGGAUGUCCUUAUCACCGCGUCCACUGGAGUGAUGACUGAAGCUGAAGGCGAGAAGUGGGGGCUCGUUCCCACACAUGCUUAUGCUGUGUUGGACAUUAGAGAGUUCAAGGGGCUGCGGUUUAUCCAACUGAAAAAUCCUUGGAGUCAUUUACGUUGGAAAGGAAGAUACAGUGAAAAUGAUGUAAAAAACUGGACCCCAGAAUUGCAAAAAUAUUUAAACUUUGAUCCUCGAACAGCUCAGAAAAUAGACAAUGGAAUAUUUUGGAUUUCAUGGGAUGAUCUCUGCCAAUAUUAUGAUGUGAUUUAUUUGAGUUGGAAUCCAGGUCUUUUUAAAGAAUCAACAUGUAUUCACAGUACUUGGGAUGCUAAGCAAGGACCUGUGAAAGAUGCCUAUAGCCUGGCCAACAACCCCCAGUACAAGUUGGAGGUGCAGUGUCCACAAGGCGGCGCUGCAGUUUGGGUUUUGCUUAGUAGACACAUAACGGACAAGGAUGACUUUGCAAAUAAUCGAGAAUUUAUCACAAUGGUCGUAUACAAGACUGAUGGGAAAAAAGUUUAUUACCCAGCUGACCCACCUCCAUACAUUGAUGGGAUUCGAAUUAACAGCCCUCAUUAUUUGACUAAGAUAAAGCUAACCACACCUGGGACCCAUACCUUUACAUUAGUGGUUUCUCAGUAUGAAAAACAGAACACAAUCCAUUACACAGUCCGGGUAUACUCAGCGUGCAGCUUUACUUUUUCAAAAAUUCCUUCACCAUACACCGUAUCAAAACAGAUUAAUGGAAAGUGGAGUGGUCAGAGUGCUGGAGGAUGUGGAAAUUUCCAAGAGACUCAUAAAAAUAACCCCAUUUACCAAUUCCACAUAGAAAAGUCUGGGCCGCUGCUGAUCGAACUAAGAGGACCAAGGCAAUACAGUGUUGGGUUUGAAGUUGUAACUGUUUCUGUGGUGGGAGACCCCGGUCCUCACGGCUUCCAGAGGAAAUCUAGUGGUGACUACAGGUGUGGCUUUUGCUACCUGGAGCUGGAGAGCAUCCCAGCUGGGAUCUACAACAUCAUUCCCAGCACUUUUUUACCUAAACAAGAAGGACCCUUUUUCUUGGACUUUAAUAGUGUUAUCCCCAUCAAGACAACACAACUGCAGUGAUGAAGGAAUCAGAGCAGUUGCUGAAUUUUAAACUUGCCAAACAUCAAUCCUUCAAAUG
Molecule: messenger RNA, 2504 nt
Organism: Sus scrofa (pig)
Lineage: Eukaryota; Metazoa; Chordata; Mammalia; Artiodactyla; Suidae
Gene: CAPN7
Product: calpain 7
Biological process (GO): proteolysis
Molecular function (GO): calcium-dependent cysteine-type endopeptidase activity
Source: RefSeq, marked provisional